This is a messenger RNA of Trifolium pratense (red clover), 768 nucleotides long. Its product is annotated as 1-aminocyclopropane-1-carboxylate oxidase homolog 1-like. The transcript has 4 exons. The record is from RefSeq and is a predicted model, not a curated record. NCBI's taxonomy places the organism in Eukaryota, Viridiplantae, Streptophyta, Magnoliopsida, Fabales, Fabaceae.
AUGGAAAACAAGUCAAAGCACAAAGCUGGCCUUAUCCUUUCUCUUGUGGGUCAAACUGACGGGGUUAGACAUUUAAUCCAUAAAAGUAAUUUUGAUCUUUAUAGCUCACCAGCACUCACUUGGAGGGAUACUUUUAUGUGUUACUUGACUCCUGAUACUCCCAAGCCAGCAGAUUUUCCUGCAGUGUGCAGAGAUAUACUGCUGGGAUAUGGAAAACACAUGAUGAACUUAGGGACAUUACUGUUUGAGUUAUUGUCAGAAGCUUUAGGUUUGAAUCCAAACCAUUUGAAAGAUAUGGGUUGUGCUGAGGGGAUUAUCGCUCGCGACCAGUACUAUCCACCUUGUCCGGAACCAGAAUUAACCAUUGGAAUAAACAAGCAUUCUGAUGAUGAUUUCCUCACAGUUGUUCUCCAAGAUCAUAUUGGUGGACUCCAAGUUCUUCAUCAAGAUAAAUGGGUUGAUGUAACACCUAUACCUGAUGCUUUGGUUGUUAAUAUUGGUGAUCUUUUGCAGCUUAUAACAAAUGAUAGAUUCAAGAGUGUUGAACACAGAGUACUUGCAAAGGAACUAAAAAGGUUAUGAUAAUUCUGUACAGGUUAUGAUAAUUCAUCCUCAAAACUCUAUGGACCUAUAAAGGAACUAAAAGAAAAACAUAAAUCAUUUGAUUACGCUCAUAAAGAAAAACAGGGAAACAAAAACAAAAAAGAAAACAUAAAUCAUUCUCUAAGGAAGAUCAACGAUGCCUUCAAGUGGAGAAGCAUUUAUUGA